Messenger RNA from Rhopalosiphum padi (bird cherry-oat aphid), 1773 nucleotides. Its product is annotated as zinc finger MYM-type protein 1-like. The record is from RefSeq and is a predicted model, not a curated record. The transcript has 5 exons. Lineage: Eukaryota; Metazoa; Arthropoda; Insecta; Hemiptera; Aphididae. The coding region runs from base 1 to 1773 and encodes 590 amino acids.
AUGGUUAAGAAACAUAGUGGUGCUUUCUAUCGGCAAAAAAAGAAAGAAAAUGCUUCUGAAACUGCCAAAGUAUUAGCUAAAACGCCUAAACUGUACAAUUAUUUUCAACAAAAUCCUCCAAAUCUUACAAGAGAGAAUGUCCAGAAUGAUAACCAUAGUUUGAGUAAUGAUAACGCUGUUUCACAACACUGCUCUAGUGCUCAUUCCCCUGAUCUUACUAUUGAUAACAAAGUUAAUGAUCUAUCAAGAACUGAAGAAAACCAUUAUAUUAUUGAUGAAGUACAUGAAAACCUAGUAACUGUUAUUCCUAGAGAUGAUCCAACAUUGUGGAUAGUGAAUGAAACAACCAAAGAUUAUUUUUCAUUUAAUGGCUUUAAUCAAAACCUGGAAAACAAUGAUUUUUCAAAAUCAAAAAGACUUUCUACAAAACGAAUGCGGGGUGCUCAGCGUUCCUAUUAUAGAUAUUUCAGUCUUAAGUUUAUAAAAACUAAGUUAAUAAAUAAUGAACCAUUCAAUCGUACAUUUUUGGUAUAUUCGAAUAGUACCGGUAAUGUUUAUUGUGCACCUUGUCGAUUAUUUGGGAGUAAAUCAGUUUUUGCUACAGUUGGUUUUAGUAACUGGAAGAAAGGAGAAGAAAAAAUAUCACAGCAUGAAAAUUCGAUUUCACAUAAAUCUUGUGUUCUUAAAAUGUCUCAAAGAGGUUCUGUAUUAGAACGAAUUGAUAAACAACUUAUUUUACAAGUAGAAACAGAAAAAAUGUAUUGGGAAAAAGUGUUGACAAGAGUAGCAGCUGUUGUAAAAUCGUUGAGUUCCAGAGGACUUCCAUUGAGAGGACAUGAUGAUAAAUUUGGUUCUACUCAUAGUGGAAAUUUUAUAAUGAGCUUAGAGCUCAUAGCUGAAUUUGAUCCAUUUCUUUCCAAUCAUAUUGCACAAUAUGCCAAUAAAGGAAAAGGAAGCACAUCUUAUUUAUCUUUUGCAACUUUUGAACAAUUUGUUUACAUUAUGGCUGAAAAAGUAAAAGAAACUAUAGUCAAUGAAAUUAAAGAUGCAAAAUAUUUCUCUAUAGUAGUAGAUUCAACGCCUGACAUUUCUCAUACCGAUCAAUUGUCAUUAAUAUUCAGAUAUGUAAAAAAGAAUGGUGAACCUGUUGAAAGAUUUUUACAGUUUUUUGCCAAUGCUGGACAUAAGUCUGAAGAUAUGGCUGAUGCAAUUUUUAUGGCGUUAGGAGCAAAUGAUCUGAAUAUUAAAAAUUGCCGUGGCCAGUCAUACGAUAACGCAUCUAAUAUGUCAGGCAUGUACUCAGGACUUCAGGCAAGAAUAAAAGAAGCGUGUAUCCAUGCAGUUUACAUUCCUUGUGCUGCACAUUCAUUAAACUUAGUUGGUGAAUGUGCAGCCAGUUGCUGUACACAGAGAUUAUCAGACACUCGGUGGUCUGCACGCCAUGAUGCUUGUCUAAGUCUAUCUCGAAAUUGGAAUGAAAUUAUAAAAGCUUUAAAUAUAAUUAUACAUAGUUCAACAGAAAAAUCAACAACCAAAUGUGAAGCCAAAGGUUUAUUGAAAAAUCUGAAAAGUUUAGAAAUGGGUAUACUAACAACACUUUGGAAUGAUAUAUUGGAAAGAUUCAACUGUAUUAGUAAAAAACUGCAGAGUGUUCACAUUGAUUUAACAACAGUUGUGACUUUGUACAAAUCAUUAAUAUAUUAUAUUCAAGACUUACGAAAUAGUUUUGCAUUCUAUGAAAAAUUGGGUAAAGAAAAAUCUGGUGUAGAUUAA